Prorocentrum cordatum is the source of this 5549-nucleotide messenger RNA. NCBI's taxonomy places the organism in Eukaryota, Dinophyceae, Prorocentrales, Prorocentraceae. The record is from the annotation of a GenBank genome assembly.
AUGGCAGACCAGGGAGGAGGUGCAGCCAGCGUGAAGCGGUUCAGCGGGGACGGCAACGACGGAGCUGCUGCAUACAAGGUGUGGAAGCGUUGGGCGAGGGCGGCGAUUGUGGUCCAGAAGGCUCGGGGCACUCCAGCAGAGGCUCUGGGCCCGUGGUUGUACACGCUCCUGGAUGGACAGGCGGCCCUGGCAGUGGAGAACGUGGACUUAGUGGACAUCAACGUGGACAACGGUGAGGAGGUGGUGUUCGACAGAUUAGACGAGCGGUUUCCUGAGAAGGUGGCAGCGGAUCGUCUCGGAGAGGCGAUGGAGGAAGGCUUCAGCCUGCGCAUCCACAAGCAGGAGACGACGGAGGCCUACACCGGGCGCGCGCAGCUUGUGUACGCGCGGCUGGCCAAGGAAGGCGUGGACCUGCCGUCGGUCGCCAGAGGCUACCUGAUUCUACGCGGUGCCCGGCUGGGACACUUUGGUCGUGCGACGGUGAUGUCGGCGACCCAUCGGAGCUGGAACGUGGAGGAGGUGUGCACGGCGAUCAGGACGGCGUUCCCAGGAGUUCCACCAGAGAGGCUCACGCAGAUGGCGUUCGCGGUGGAAGAGGAGCACGGGGACCCCGAGGUCGGCCCGCCGCCGGAGCCCUACCAGGAGGAGAGCGUGGAGGACGACAUCACAGACGAGAUCGACGCGAUCGUCCAGGCGGCGGAGCCGAUCGACGAGGCGGACGCGGUGGAGAUCCUGGCGACGUGGAAGCAGACACGCACGGCUAUGACCAAGGAGAAGUUGGACCGCGGGCUCAGGCCUCAGUGGAAAGCCCGACCAGGACAAGGGGGUCAUGGUGGACCGACCCGGCACGACCUCGACAAGCUCGGCCGUAGGGUGAAGUGCUUCCGGUGCAAGAAGAUCGGCCAUUUCAGCAGGGACUGCAAGGGGCCCCUCCCGGCCCACAGCUCGCAGAUGGUGGUCGUCGAGCCGAUGGACGAGGAGGACCAGGAAGAAGCACGAGUCCAGGCAGUACUGGGAGCUGCUCAGGACGACGAGAUCACCGGCGGGGACUUAGACGACGAGAUCAAUAGCAUCCUGAAGGUCCACGAGGACAAUGUGCUGGCGAGGCUCAUCCGGCAGGAGCGCUGGAAGCGGCUGGCGCACGAGAUGAAGGAGCAGCAGGAGGACGAGUACGCGUCGGUCGAGAAGAGGGCCGCCGAGGAGGGGGCGGUCCUGGGAGUGACCCACGCCGACGGCUGUUCUGUGCCAGACACGGGGUGCUGCAAGUCCCUGAUCGGCGAGGAGACGUUGACCAAGCACGAGGCGGCGACAGGCAAGCAGGCGAGGUGGUUGAAGGACGCCAAGCCGAUGCGGUUUCGCGGGUUCGACAAUAGUGUGCAGGAGUCGGUCGGUGCUGUGGAGCUGGACUGGGAGAUCAAGAACUUCAUCGUGACGUUCGUGGUGUACGUGGUCCCGGGCUCUGCAGGCUUCCUGAUGAGCAAGCCAGACAUGAAGGCUCUGGGCGCGGCCCUGGACCUGGAGACGGACUCGUUGUACCUGAAGCGCCUUGGCCUCACGAUUCCCAUGAGCGAGACGGUGGCAGGCCACUACGAGAUCGAUUUCCUGAACCGGGAAAAGAAGGUGAAGAGGCAGGCGCACACGUCAUCAGUGCGCGUGCGGGACGCCAGGAGAAUGGUGACCGAGCUGUUCUCCCCACCUCGCAUCGUGCCAGUAGCGGCGCGGUGCGGGUUCUUGGAAGGUCAGAGUCUCGACAAGGUGCACGGCUGGGAUGUGGACAAGGACGACGACUACGACGCCAUGUGGCGGCACAUCAUCGAGGACGAGCCGUACUUCGUGCACAUGUGCCCUCCAUGCCGGAAGCUGUCGAUCAUGCAGCAGUGCAUGCCUUUGGAUCGCCGGAAGGAUCUGGCACAGCAUUUCAGAGAUGUGAAGUGGUCGGUGAACUUGGUACAUGUGGUCGUGGAGGUCGCGAUCUACCAGAUGGAGCGGGGCAGGCAUUUUGUCUAUGAGACCCCCCCGAGGUGCGCGAGCCGCCAGGUGCUGGUGAUGAAGCAGCUCCUGCAGACCCGAGGCGUGUACGUGGGCAUAGCGAGCGGCUGCGAGUUCGGACUGAGGUGCCCAGACACCCUGAAGUUGAUGCCCAAGAGCUGGGAGUUCGUGACGUCUGCGCCGGAGGUCGCGAAAGCAGUUCACCAGCGGUGUGGAGGAGGACACGAGCAUCAACACACUGAAGGCAUGCUGAAGUGUGGGAUCAAGCGCACGGUGUUCAGCCAACGGUACCCCAAGAGGUUGGUAGAGGCGAUCGUGCGGGGCAUGCGACGACAGUGUCAGGUGGAGGCGCUCAGCUCGGAGGCCGCGUGCAAGGCAGUGCAGGGAGAAGAAGAGGACGCAGAUGAAACACGCGAUGUACUACGUCGGCCUCACAGCUCGAUAGAGAGCAGCCUCAGGAAGUUGCAUGUGCAACUCGGCCACUGCAAGAACAACGUGCUGAUAAGACAUCUACGACACGCACGCGCCACGGAGCAGGCGAUCAAGGCGGCCAAUGAUUUUCAUUGUCCAGAAUGCGAGGGCAUGAAGUGCCCCAAGGUCGCUCGACACAGUACACCAGCGGAGACCCAUCUCCCUUUGAAGUACGUGAGCAUGGACUGCAAGAACUUGCCGAGCUGGAUCCCGGGCGAGCGGAUCACCUGUCUGGGCAUCAUCGACGAGACGAGCUCCCUGCACCAGGUGGAGCCAAUGAUCGGCAUGGCGGAGACGUCGAAGAACCUCAUGGAUGCGUUCGAGCGGGCGUGGAUCCGCCCCUACAUCCGUCCGAAGUGGCUGAAGGUGGACCCACACCGGGCGCAGAUCAGCGACGAGUUCCUCAACUGGUGCGAGCGGCAGGAGAUCGAGGUGGUGGACACAGCAGGUGGAGCGAAGGAGCAGAACGGCAAGAUCGAGCACCACAACCAGUUCUUCGAGAUUAUGCUGGAGGACGCAGAGCUGCGGACCAAGAUGGUGAACCUGGAGCACUACAGCGGCCAGAGGGAGAGGCAGAACAGGUUCCUCCAGGUCCAGAAGUUCCAGCACCACCACCUGUCGUACCAGAGCCGGGAGAGCGAGAACCUGAUGAUCAGCCAGCUGACGGAGAAGACAAACCCCCGGAGCAUCCCACAGGAGGGAGACGCGUGCCGGACGGUGAGCGAAGCCUACCAGCCGAUGGAGGGCCAGAUGGAUGAGAACCGCGAGGAGCAGGAUGAGGCCAAGCGUCCACGGCUGGAGGAGCAGACGACCAUCGACGACCCGUCCAGCAGCCAGCAGCAGUUCGGAGGUGUGACGUAUCCUCCGAGUCUGCCGAGCCCACCGCUCAGGGACUCGGCGAAUGCACACCUGGCGAGAGAUGUGGAUGAAGACGUCAUCGUGAACGAGGUGGACGUUCUGCUCACGCAGGGCAGUAAGGAGAUCAACACCAAGGAGGACAAGUGGAAAUCACCCGAGGGCCUCGCGAUGAUCGAGAAGGCGUACACCAAGGAAAUGACGAGCUUGGUGCACGAGACCAAGGCAUGGAAGCCAGUGGAAUUGGAGAAGUCGCGGCUGCUGAAGACCCAGGACUACACGCUGAAGGGCUAUCACCCGGAGCAGCUCUUCGAGGUGGUCAACGGAUACGGACUGGGAGACCAACCUCAGCAGUGGUGGCGCACGUUCGAGCGGUACAUGUUGGAGGAGCUGAAGUUCGACCAGCACCCCAUGGACCCGUGCGUGUUCCUGCUGAGGGAGCCCGUGACCCAGGAGAACGCCGGCCUGGUCGCCAAGGACAGGGUGUCGGUGAUACCGUACGCCACUGGUUCUGAGAGCGCCCAGCUGCGUGGUGAGCCUGGCGCGCUGUGCGGCAUCCUUGGAGUGCAUGUGGACGAUCAGAUCAAUGGUGGCCGCGGUCAGCUGUGGGCCACUGCGAUGAAAAAGCUGCGAGCGAGGUUUCCAUUCAGAAAGUGGGUGACAGGGAGUGGGGAGUUCACAGGAUCGGUCCUCACCCAGCGAGCUGACUACUCGAUCGUCCAGUCGCAGUCAGAAUACACGAAGGGGAUCACCCUCGCGAAGACGAGGAAAUCAGCUCGGCCCGAUGAUGUAGCUCUACCGUCGGAAGUGCACAACCACAUUUCAACUACGCAGCAAGGGAACUGGCUGGCAGGACAGACGAGGCCAGAUCUGAGUUGCCAGAUUUCCUUCUCCCAGCAGAUCAUGCCUCACCCGACGGUCGGCCAGAUCAGACGCUCGAAUGCUUGGGUCAGGAGGGCGAAGCAGUUUCACGAGAUCUCGGUGACUGUCCAGAGUAUUGUUCCAGAACGUUUGCGUUUCGUUUGCCACUCGGACUACUCCUCGAAGGACCUGGACGGGACGGGGAGGACACAGGGCGGGUACAUCAUAGGUGCGACGGACCCCUCCAUGGCAAAAGGUCUCUUGGCCCCCUGGCGCCCUCUGGUCUGGAAGUCCCAAAAGAUCAAACAAGGGUGUACGUCGACACUGGCAGGAGAGAGCAAGCUUCUGAAGGCGUCUUUGGGCCACCUGGAGUGGAUCAUGUGCUCGUUCGCGGCCACCCUGUACCCCACGUUCUGCCUAGAAAAUCGGGAUCGGUAUUCCAGGAAGUUCUCGGCGAUCAGCGUUAUCGAUUGCAAGUCGGUGUUCGACCGCGUGACGAAACCUGGGGCCCCCACAGGACUCGAUGACAAGAAGGCCUCCAUAGACAUAGCGAUCGCAAAAGGGAGCCUCCGAAGGUUUGGUGGUACUCUUCGCCGGGGCCCGACGGAGCUCAUGUUAGGAGAUGCGUUGACAAAAGACAAAGCAGAAGCAGCAGAUGUACUACGAGCGUGUAUGAGAGCAGGAGCGUACCAGCUAGCCGACGAGUCCGCCAGCCUCCAGGCCUGGGCCAUGGUGAAGUUCGAGGCGACGGGCAGCGACGAGCAGGCCAGGGCAUUUCUGCUCGGGCUGGUGGACGUCUACCCGGACGUGUCGUCCUACGUGGAGUCGGAGGCCAGGGUCAAGGUGAGGGUGCCAGCCAAGACGCUCCUGGGCGCCGUGCAGGCGAAGAAGGGCAACGCGCCAGUGACGCUGCAGUACGUGGCCAACACCGGGAACAUCCAGGUGAUGACGGGAGUGGCACUGGAGGACGAGAUUCGGGACAAGUGCAAGAUGCUGGAGAGGGCGUACGCUUCAUGGCAAAGAGCACCGCUCGACCAGAAGCCGAAGUUGGAGAUCAAGUCGCCGGCCACGGAGUUCUUCCGCAACAACACGGUGAAGGCGAGCAAGAAGGAGAUCGAGCAGGACGGCGACGAGAAGAUCACGCUCCCGGACGACGAGGGAUACUCAGAGGCGAUGGACACCAUCCUCGAGAACGUCGGGUGGUCUCUUUCCGAGUACCCGGUGAUGAGGGACAGGAUCCUCAAGACGUUGCAGAUGUACGUGCCCGAUGGGGAGGAGGAGACCACCCCAAGGCGAGCACAGGCAGUCGGUGAAGACGACGAUGGCACAGGCGACUGGCAGAUGGGUGACAGUGUGAAGGUCAGGAAGUGAGG